AUGGUUACUUUCAGCCGACUUUUGCUCCUCCUCCCUAUUCUCGGGGCACUCGCCUCCGAUCCUACCACGGAGCCCACCAUCGAGGCCACCAAGUCCUUUGACUUCCUCCAGCACAUGGGAGAAAUCAUCUUCAACACCACUGACGGCAGCCUCGAUCGUCGCGACACCACAUUCAGCACCAGCAAAGACGGCGUGAACGCCGCGGGCUACUACUACUCCUUGUACAACGACAACCACGCCGGCGCCGGCUACACCGAGGACCCCCACAGCGGGCACUUCAAACUCGGCUGGACCCUGCCUUCCCGCAGCGAGUUCCUCGGCGGAAAGGGCUUCCGCGGUGGCAGCACACGCACCCUCACCUGGGACGGCUACUUCUCCGCUAAAGGCGACUACACCCUCGCCGUCUACGGAUGGACCACCAACCCCGUCACCGAGUGGUACAUUGUCGAGGCGCACGGCACGGGCACCCCGGGCAACGGCCACAUCCUGGGCCAGGUGUACGCUAAUGAUGGCGUGUAUGAUGUCUACAUGCUACCCUACCGUAAUGUGCCGAAGAUCUAUGGUACCACGAACUUUAACCAGCUGUGGUCGGUCCGUCGGUCCCAUCGCACGACUGGCACGGUCGAUGUCACGGCGCAUUUUAACCGCUGGAAGCAGCUGGGGUUGCAGCCUGGGAGUCCGGUCUUUCAGAUGGUGACAGCGGAGGGGUUCCAGGGGAAUGGCUUUUUGGACUUUACUCUGCAUUAG
Messenger RNA from Aspergillus lentulus, 747 nucleotides. RefSeq names its product glycoside hydrolase family 11 protein. Gene Ontology annotation, biological process: xylan catabolic process. The record is from RefSeq and is a predicted model, not a curated record. Gene Ontology annotation, molecular function: hydrolase activity, hydrolyzing O-glycosyl compounds. Lineage: Eukaryota; Fungi; Ascomycota; Eurotiomycetes; Eurotiales; Aspergillaceae.